Messenger RNA from Arabidopsis thaliana (thale cress), 165 nucleotides. RefSeq lists its product as uncharacterized. Bases 1 to 165 code for a protein of 54 amino acids. The record is from RefSeq and is marked reviewed. The transcript has a single exon. NCBI's taxonomy places the organism in Eukaryota, Viridiplantae, Streptophyta, Magnoliopsida, Brassicales, Brassicaceae.
AUGGCUUCAACUUCAACUUCAACUUCAACUUCGGGUGGUAUAGUUGUUGGGUCACUAGCUGGUGAUCCUUUCUAUGAUCAGUUCACACUCUAUUUUUUGUAUAAUGUCCAUUCUAUACCUACUUGUUUGGUAUACGUAUUAGUACCAAGCUUGACGAGGAGCUGA